AUGGAGAGUGUGAGCGGAUACAUUAUUCCAAGCUUUGUACUUGGGUGCGUUGUUUGUGGCGGCAUCAUCAAGGUGGUGGCGAAAUUAUGGUGGAAACCCAUGAGGAUCCAAAGGAUGAUGAGAGCGCAAGGGAUUGAAGGCCCUUCUUACAACUUCAUCCAGGGCAACAUGGCAGAAAUGUACGCCAAAAGGAUGCACGCCAUGGCCACGCCCAUGGACCUCUCCCAUAAUAUUCUCCCUAGAGUUCUACCCUACGUAUACUCCUGGCUCAAUCGUUACGGCAAGACAUUCCUUCAGUGGUAUGGCAUGGAAGCUCAGCUGAUCAUUACAGACCCAGAGAUGAUCAAGGAGGUAUUCCAUGAUCGUCAAAAGAAUUACCCAAAAGCCAAGCUGGAUGAUCACUUGCUCAGAAUCUUUGGCAAUGGGCUUGUCACGUCCGAGGGAGAACGAUGGGCCAAAUCAAGGAAGAUAGCCAACUAUGCGUUUCAUGGAGACAGCCUCAAGAACAUGAUCCCAGCUAUGAUCGAGUGUGCUGCGACCAUGAUUGAAAGGUGGAAGCUUUUUGAAGGCAGAGAACUCGAUGUGUUGAAGGAAUUGAAAGUCUACACUUUGGAUGUCAUUUCUCAUACGGCUUUUGGGAGUUCUUAUGAACAAGGAAAGAAUGUUUUUCAGAUGUUGCAAGAGCUCUCCGACCUAUCAAUCCGAAACGAGUACAAAAUUAGGGUACCCGUAAUCAGCAAAAUUUUUAAAUCGAAAGACGACGUUGAAGGGGAGAGGCUUGAAAAGAGAAUGGAAGAAUGGUUCAUGGAAAUCAUAAAGAGUAGAGAAGAGAAGUUCAUGAAUGGUGAAGCAGAAGGGUAUGGGAAUGACUUUCUGGGAUUGUUGGUGAAGGCUAAAAACGACCCUGAAAACUCCCUGAGGAUUUCUGCUGAUGUUAUUGUGGCCGAAUGCAAGACCUUCUACUUUGCUGGCCAUGAAACCACCAACGUUUUGAUAGCUUGGACUAUGUUUCUGCUAGCCAUGCACCAAGAAUGGCAAGACGAAGCUAGAAACGAAGUGCUCGAGAUCUUCGGAGCCAAGAACCCGUCAGCAGAAGGCCUUCCAAAACUAAGAACGAUGACGAUGAUCAUCAACGAAUGCCUGAGGCUAUAUCCACCGGCAAUGACGGUGUCACGGCAGGUGGAGAAAGAGGUAAGGCUGGGGAGGCUCCGUCUUCCAGCCACGCUUCAGGUCACCGUCCCAACCAUUGCGGUUCAUCACGACAAAGCGUUUUGGGGAGAAGAUGCACAUGAAUUCAAGCCAGAAAGAUUUGGUGAAGGGGUGGGGAAAGCCAUAGAGAGGAACUCAGCUGGGUAUCUGCCAUUUGGAUUGGGCCCUCGAAGCUGCGUAGGAAUGAGCUUUGCAAUGAACGAAGCUAAGAUCGCUAUGUCCAUGAUUCUACAGAAGUACUCCUUGGCGCUCUCGCCGGCCUACGCUCACAUGCCUGCUCAGUUCCUCACCAUUUGCCCCCAGCAAGGGCUGCACCUCAUUCUCCAUUCGGUAUCAGAUCACAAAGCCUGA
Messenger RNA from Cucurbita pepo subsp. pepo (vegetable marrow), 1560 nucleotides. Lineage: Eukaryota; Viridiplantae; Streptophyta; Magnoliopsida; Cucurbitales; Cucurbitaceae. The record is from RefSeq and is a predicted model, not a curated record.